AUGAAGAGAACAAGAAAGCGUUCUCAUAAGAAAACUGAGGUAAGUCAGGAAAAUUCUGACGAAUUUAAAAACAAAUAUAGAAAACUUAGUAACGGCUCAAAAGAGCACGAACAGCAGAUAUCUCCUGGAGAUUCCAGGAGAAAGAGAAGUAGGAGCUGCAAUGAGCAGGACAUUGAGAGAGGGAGAGAUCCCAAAAGACGGCUCCUUGCUGAGGAACGCAUCAGAUAUCAGGGUCAGAAAAGAUACAGGACCUCUAGUCAUGAUGAAGAGGAGCAGCUUAUGCAGAAAAGACCAAAGCUCUCCUCAUCUCCAAAACUGGAUCAGAAAAGUGAGAGAAAGUCUGCUGUAAAGAGCGAUCAGACAUCUCCACCCAGAAAGCAAGCCCUGAAACGAAGCAGGGAAUACGAUCAUGGGGAGCAGCUCAUGCAGAAAAGACCAAAGCUCUCCUCCUCACCAAAACUGGGUCAGAAAAGUGAGAGAAAAUCUGCUGGAAAAAGCAGUCAGACAUCUCCACCCAGAAAACAAGCCCUGAAAAGAAGCAGUGAAUAUGAUGAGGAGGAGAAGGAACAAGUUAGGCAGAAAAAGAUAAAGAUCUCCUCUGGAAAGCAGGAAGAGGAGAAAAGAGAUGAAGAGGAGAUAGGAGAGAAAAAGUGCUUUAAGAAAGAAAACAAGUCAACGAGCGACGAUGAAUGUGUGGCAGGUAAGAUGAACAUACAAGAUUUAAAGAGAUUGGUCAAUUUAAAAUAUAAGAGAUUUUUCCCUCAAUUGACCAUACUCUGAACCCAUUCACUGUCUCUAUUUAAUCACUAUCUCCCGUACUUCAGUGACCAUGAGUGUUCAGGCGAUGGUUUUUUAAACUAUAAUGGUACAGACCAAUAUUUCAAGACCUUUGAUAUAUCUAGAAUAUUUAUCCAUCCAUUAGGAAUUAGCCAAUGAUAUUCAUGGCUAAUGUACCACAAACUAUAAAAUCUUUUUAAUGAAAUGGUCCAUGAUGUGAUAUUUACAAACCAUAUUAUUAUUUCAUAUAACUGGGUGGGAUCGGAAGAUUUGUAGGGUGAAUCAGGGGUACUAGAGAAAUUAAGUUGGUUCCUGUGUUUAUGUUGAAGUGGAGACUAAUAUUAUGUGUUCAUUCUUUAAGGAGUAAGUGGACAGUCUUUGGUUGAACCAAAGAAGUCACUGCCUCUGUCAUUCACCGGUUAUAGAUUCCACAAAGUGCUGGGACAGGGGAGCUAUGGAAAGGUGAGUCAGCGAGCAAUGUAUACACCUUAUUUAAUACAUCUAUUGAUUUAGUAGGGAACGAUUAUAACUCUCAUAAUCAUCAUUAUCUUCCUAUAACAAUUAGUUGAGAUUAACUUUCUUGUAAAUCAGUGUAUCAUCCAUGAAUGUGGAAAACAUAUUAACAUCUGCAAAGUAUUUAGAACAUUUUAUUGAGACUCCAAAAAUAAUCUCCAGGACUCUUCUAUUAUGGGAUGUUUAACAUGGCUUAUUAUACUAACAGUUCUAUUAAAUCUUCUCAAAUUAUUUUUAUUAAACAAUUAUUGAAAAACAUAUUGAUAACAAUAUGGAACAAAAAUCUAAGAAAAGUAAACAAUCGAGUUAUGAAUAAUGAAAAGCAGGUGAGGGGAAAACAUAAAUAAAAGAAGGUGAUAGGUUUCAUCCAUAGAUACAUGAAAUACAAUUCUAAAAGUUGCACAAAAUACUAUGUGGAGUUCUAUUGAAUCUUUGUAUCUUUCUCUAAACUCUGAUUAUUCACAUUAGAAUUACAGACAUAGGUCUCAAUUUAAUAUUUGGGUAAGCUUUUCAAAUAAUCACAAUCUCUUUUCAAAUUAUUCAUCUACUGAAGUCAUUACAGGCUAUAGGAAAAUGCUGUACAUAAUUCAUUUAUAAAAACAUUCUAACAUAUUGUGAUUAUUUGAUUAUCAAAGUUUAUCCAAAAAUAUUAAAUUGAGACCUUAGUUACAAUCUAGAUUUAUAUGUCCCUUACACAGCAAUCAUUCUCGAUCUCUGUGUGUAUAUAUAUAUAUAUAUAUAUAUAUAUAUAUAUCCCUGAUAUAGGGUUCUCAGGUAGGUCCCAGAGCUAUGUAUAUAUAUCCCUGAUAUAGGGUUCUCAGGUAGGUCCCAGAGCUAUGUAUAUAUAUCCCUGAUAUAGGGUUCUCAGGUAGGUCCCAGAGCUCUGUAUAUAUAUCCCUGAUAUAGGGUUCUCAGGUAGGUCCCAGAGCUAUGAAUAUAUAUCCCUGAUAUAGGGUUCACAGGUAGAUCCCAGAGCUAUGUAUAUAUAUCUCUGAUAUAGUGUUCUCAGGUUGGUCCCAGAGCUAUGUAUAUAUAUCCCUUAUAUAGGGUUCUCAGGUUGAUCCCAGAGCUGUGUAUAUAUAUCCCUGAUAUAGGGUUUUCAGGUAGGUCCCAGAGCUAUGUAUAUAUAUCCCUAAAAUAGUGUUCUCAGGUAGGUACCAGAGCUGUGUAUAUAAAUCCCUGAUAUCGGGUUCUCAGGUAGGUCCCAGAGCUAUGUAUAUAUAUCCCUGAUAUAGGGUUCUCAGGUAGGUCCCAGAGCUCUGUAUAUAUAUCCCUGAUAUACGGUUCUCAGGUAGGUCCCAGAGCUAUGAAUAUAUAUCCCUGAUAUAGGGUUCACAAGUAGAUCCCAGAGAUAUGUAUAUAUAUCCCUGAUAUAGGGUUCACAGGUAGGUCCCAGAGCUAUGUAUAUAUAUCCCUGAAAUAGGGUUCUCAGGUAGGUCCCAGAGCUAUGUAUAAAUAUCCCUGAUAUAGGGUUCUCAGGUAGGUCCCAGAGCUAUGUAUAUAUAUCUCUGAUAUAGUGUUCUCAGGUUGGUCCCAGAGCUAUGUAUAUAUAUCCCUUAUAUAGGGUUCUCAGGUUGAUCCCAGAGCUGUGUAUAUAUAUCCCUGAUAUAGGGUUUUCAGGUAGGUCCCAGAGCUAUGUAUAUAUAUCUCUGAUAUAGUGUUCUCGGGUUGGUCCCAGAUCUGUGUAUAUAUAUCCCUGAUAUAGGGUUCUCAGGUAGGUCCCAGAGCUAUGUAUAUAUAUCUCUAAAAUAGGGUUCUUAGGUAGGUACCAGAGCUGUGUAUAUAUAUCCCUGAUAUAUGGUUCUCAGGUAGGUCCCAGAGCUGUGUGUAUAUAUAUAUCCCUAUAAUAGGGUUCUCAGGUAGGUCCCAGAGCUAUGUAUAUAUAUCCCUGAUAUACGGUUCUCAGGUAGGUCCCAGAACUAUGUAUAUCAGGUUCUCAGGUUGGUCCCAGAGCUAUCUAUAUCCCUGAUAUAGGGUUCUCAGGUAGGUCCCAGAGCUAUGUAUAUAUAUCCCUGAUAUAGGGUUCUCAGGUAGGUACCAGAGCUGUGUAUAUAUAUCCCUGAUAUAGGGUUCUCAGGUAGGUCCCAGAGCUGUGUGUAUAUAUAUAUCCCUAUAAUAGGGUUCUCAGGUAGGUCCCAGAGCUGUGUAUAUAUAUCCCUGAUAUUGGGUUCUCAGGUAGGUCCCAGAGCUAUGUAUAUCAGGUUCUCAGGUUGGUCCCAGAGCUAUCUAUAUCCCUGAUAUAGGAUUCUCAGGUAGGUCCCAGAGCUAUGUAUAUAUAUCCCUGAUAUAGGGUUCUCAGGUAGGUACCAGAGCUGUGUAUAUAUAUCCCUGAUAUAGGGUUCUCAGGUAGGUCCCAGAGCUGUGUGUAUAUAUAUCCCUAUUAUAGGGUUCUCAGGUAGGUCCCAGAGCUAUAUAUAUAUAUCCCUGAUAUAGGGUUCUCAGGUAGGUCCCAGAGCUGUGUAUAUCGGGUUCUCAGGUUGGUCCCAGAGCUAUCAAUAUCCCUGAUAGGGUUUUCAGGUAGGUCCCAGAGCUAUGUAUAUAUAUCCCUGAUAUAGGGUUCUCAUGUAGGUCCCAGAGAUCUGUAUAUAUAUCCCUGAUAUAGGGUUCUCAGGUAGGUCCCAGAGAUCUGUAUAUAUAUCCCUGAUAUAGGGUUCUCAGGUAGGUCCCAGAGCUCUGUAUAUAUAUCCCUGAUAUAGGGUUCUCAGGUAGGUUCCAGAGCUAUGUAUAUUUAUUCUUUAUGUAGGUUUGUUUCAGGUAGGUUCCCAAGCUCUGUAUAGACAUCCCUCAGGUGGUGUUGAAGUGAUGUUACCAAGUGAUAUCUGUAAUAUGUCCCCACUGAAUGAAGUUUUAAAUCACAAAGUAGCUAAAAUUUCCCAUUUCGUUUGUGACAUUGUGGCUGAUACGAGGCUCUCUCCUCUCUCUAUGUGAUGCUCAGGUUGUGCUAGCUUCCACCAAGGACACAGGUCAGGUUGUUGCAAUUAAAGUAAUAAAGAAAGAUAAAGUUAAGGAAAGGACCAUUCAGAAGGAGGAGCGGAUACUGCAAAUGGCGAGCGGCAGUCCAUUCCUAUGUCAGGGACUCGCUGCCUUCCAGACCCAGGUAAGAAACGCUGUCCAUAAUGUUUCCUUAUUUCUAUAUAUUUCUAUACGGCUGAUUGUGUUCUGUUAUUAUUAUUACAAUAUAUAUAUUAACUGGAUAUAUGUUAUCUCUCUUGUGAAACAGAAGGAAGCCUCCCUGGUCAUGGAGCACGUACCAGGGGGCAGUCUCCGUUCUUACAUGGCUGGAAAGGAAUGUCUGCCCAUGGGGGAAGCAAGGUGAGUCGUUAAUAGCUCUAGCAGGUAGGGGAAAGGAGUGAGUUUAACACACGAUACAGGAAUGUAAGGAUAUAUACAUAUACCCUCAAUAGUAGUGCUAUUAAUGGAGAUCCAUCAGGGGUACAGACUGGGUUAACAGUAAUGUACUAAACCAGAAUUCCCCCUUCAAUAUCAGCCAGACAAUGGGCAAUACAAGAAACCCAGCUCUGAUCCUAGUCUAUGCUCGUGUCCUAUUUAUUCUUUCUUUCUCUCUCUUCCCUCCCUUUUUUCCCCUCCUCCUCAGUGGUAUCUCGCUCACUAGCUGAGGACGGAGAAUCUUACAUCCCUCUGGAAUACGUGAUGGCUUAAAGGGUUGACGAGUUGGAUAAUCGGUUGAUAUCAUGGAUUCCAUCUGAUGAUAUCGUAUAUUACUAUGCUUUCCAUGGUACUUCCUGCUAGGAAAGUUACUAUUGACAUGCAUGCCCAAACACCCAUCUUUCGAUAUACAGAGGCAACUUAGAACUUUUUAGAUGUUUUCCUUAUUAAUAACUAAUUCCGUGUCUGUCUGAGGCAUUACUGCAUGUGUUCACAUAAUUUUACCUGCUUUGUUCGAUUUAAAAAUAAAAAUAAAGAUUGUCUAAAACAAACAAAAAAAGAAACUCAGGACUAGCAGUGGGAUACGUUCAGUACGGAAUGACGGCAGAUCGGGAGCCACUAGGGGUCAGCUGACCUGCCGCAGCCCUAAGCUGACUUCAGGGUGGAUCUUCUUCUACACACUUGAAAUACAAAUUGCUAUGACCAUGGAUCUUCGUAAUAAAUUCAUAUGUUUAUAGAUUAUUGAUUUGUACAUCUAACAAAUUGGAGGGGACUUGAAGAAUCAUAGAGCAGCUUGUGCUUUAUGGCAGAGAACCGAGAAGGGUUCAAUGGAUAAUAUAUCAAGGGACAGUCAUGUUCCAAAUUAAAACACUGAUGGUUUUAAUAACAAUAUUAAUGAUAAUAAAGUAAACUCUAAUCUCCCAAGGACAGGUCCUGUUUAGUUUAAAAUGAAAGUGUUAUGUUCAUAUUGGUCGCAGUGUUUAGCAUGAUGUAUAGAUACUCGUACCUUGCCCAGGUAUAUGUUAUUAUUUUAUUUACUAUUAAUGUUUGGGGCAGAUUGCUUUAUAUUCUUUAUAUUCUGUUUUCCAGGUUCUUUUCAUCAAACCUUGUUUGUGGGAUCCAGUACCUCCAUUCCCGGGGGAUCCUUCAUCGGUCAGUAUUAGCGAUUAUUUAUUCAGUAAGCGGUAACUUACUCUAACAAGAAAUAAUGUGUUUAUAUCUCUGCUCUGUCCUAUAUCUCACCUUUAUAUCUGUCUUCAUCAUUUAGGGAUCUGAAGCCAGAUAAUAUUCUCCUGGGUGCCAACGGCUAUCUCAAAAUAGCUGACUUUGGUCUCUCAGCAGAAAAUAUCUUUACAGAUACAACAACCAGAGGACACGCUGGCACACUGCUUUACAUGGCGCCAGAGGUUAGUUAGAGGGUGUGGUUACGUGGAAUGUAGGGGGAGGAGUUACGAGGAGUGGUAUAAGAGCAAUGCAGUAGCUAAAGGGGUGUAUAACGAGCAGUAGAAGGAUGACUAACACGAGCUGGGUAUAAGGGCAGUAUCGGAGUAUUAAUGGAUGCACUGACAAGAACGCUAUUGGACUAGCCAAAUAAUAAAAAGAUGGGUAAUGUAUGAAGAUCUCUAGAAUGUGAUAGGUUUGGUACAUUUAAUACCAUAUUUAAUAAAAUUGCAUAUCUUAUGGGUUUUGCCAGGUACUCAGCAACAAACUGUACGGCCAAUCAGCAGACUGGUGGUCAUUUGGCGUAAUUCUCUGCCGCAUGAUCACCGGAAAGUUCCCAUUUAAUAACAAGCUCAGCAGACAGGAGUACAUCAAGGAAGUAUUAAACACUAACCCACGUUACCCCACCUGGCUGUGCAGCAAUCCUACAGACCUCCUGGACAAGGUAAGGUGAUAGAGAAUGUGCCGGUUAAUGUUUUAAUUGGAUGUAAUGAUAGGGGAUGUAAAGAAACAUUAAAGAAAAUACUGGUGGAGAUAUGGAGGGGGCGUUACUGGGAAUCGAUACUAGUUAUAUUUCUUGGAGUAUGUACUAAACAGGUUAAAGAACCAACUGGAAUAGUGAAAGUAACUUGUGUUCCGUGCUGAGAAGCUUCAGUAUUCCACAUUCAUGGCUGUCGCCCCCUUUUGCACGGUUUUGAUAGCGGCAUGGAGUGCUGGGGUGUUUAUCUAAUGACUGAAAUGAUUUAAAUCCUGAUGUUUAAUGGGUUAAUACUAACAUUUAAUAAUGAUGGCAGAUAAAAACACUGACAUUUAAUUUACAAUACGUAAUCCUAUUUAUUAAGGGUAAGAGUGGACUGGAGUGUCCUAGUGGGAGAGGUAACAUAAAAAGAAGAGGGGAAAAAAGCAGAGGGAAGCCAUACCUUUUAAUAAUCCUAGGGGAAAAACAAUAGUGUGGAAAAGUAUCAGAACCCUAAAACAGGACAAGGUGAGAGACAACUAGUUAUUAAUAUUAUCAGCGUAUAUAAUUGCGUACACGGAUACCCGUAGAAAUCCCCCAAAAUCUGCUUUUUCCCCCUCUUCUUUUUAUGUUAACUCUCCCACUAGGACACUCCAGUCCACUCUUAUCUUUACUUUGUACAUUGUGUGUUAUUCCCCAGAUUUAGGGAGAGUAACAGUGGGCAUCCUUUGGCACUGCUCCAUUGGUCCCUCAUUGUUUUGGGACUUCUGAUUCAGAGCCUGUUUUCUUCUUUUCAUUUAUUAAUCCUAUUUAUUACUCUCUGCCUGCAACCGACAGACGGAUCAUGCAGCCAUUUUAUGUUCCGAUUGGACAACACAAGAGGAAAUCUAAAUUAAAAAAACAUUAUUUACAAAAAAUUGGUUUGCUGGUCAGUCAUAUAAUCGAGAUUUUAGUUAAUGUAACACAUUUACCACAAACCUUUCACAAGCACUGCCUCAUCUGAGGUUUGUUAGAAGGUUAAAAUGGCGUCCUCCAUCAGAGGUGAUUGGUUUUGAAUGCAUUAAAGAUUGUAUAUCAAAGUGUUACAGUUCAGAGAUAUAAUGUAAAUUAUACUCAGUGUAUCCUCUCUAUCUCUCUCUCUCUCUUACUAGCUCCUGGAUAAGGAUCCUACUGAACGUGCUGUGGCAGGAAGGAACAUUCGGGGGCACCCCUUCUACACAAACAUUAAUUGGGAAGAUCUAGAGAGGGGCAAAGUGACCUGUCCAUUCUUGUCAUUGCUGGUAAGUACACAAAUAAUCAGUAUUUACAAACUGAGGAAAGAUUAUACAGAAUAAUAACUCCACCACAAAAGCAUGAAAACUGAUUUCUUGAUCCACCAGUAAUCAUAUCCAAGAGGGUGCUCCAUUUAACAAGAACUGACUUAAUUUAUAUAUGUAUUUAUUUAUUAAUUGCUAACACUGUUGAUCAUGUUCUACUUCUUCAAACUCUUCAAUCACUCUGUGUCUCUGUGACACUGUCCUCUCGUGGUUUUCCUCCUAUCUGUCCCAAUGCUCAUUCAGUGUCUCCUUUUCUAAUGACACUUCCUCCCUUCGUCCUGUCUCGGUUGGAGUCACCCAAGGCUCUGUCCUUGAUCCCCUUCUAUUUUCUUUUUAUACUGCAUCUCUUGGCAAACUUAUUACCUCAUUUGGAUUCCACUACCAACUAUACGCCGAUGACACCAAGAUAUAUCUCUCCUCAGUAGGUGUAUCUGGUUUGUGCUGCCCUAGGCAGGACAAAACUCAAACACCACGUACUUUACUGGCGGCAGCCUUCCCCUGCUCCGCCUUCUAAAUACCACACACACAUUCACUGGCAAGAUACGCAUUCACUAGCUAGCAAGAAACGCACAGUCACUAACAGACACACACUCACACUCACUAACUGGGCACACACACUCACAGGGCAAACACACACACUAACAGGCAAACACACACACUAACAGACAUCCCACACUGUGAACACACACACCUAACAUAACAUACAUACUAACAUUACUAACAUACACACUAACAUAACAGACAUCCACACUAACACUAACAUACAUACACUAACAUUAACAUACACACUAACACUAACAGACACACACACUAACACUAACAUACACACACUAACAUACACACUAACAGACACAAACACUAACAUACACACUAACAUACACACACUAACAGACACACUAACAUACACACACUAACAGACAUCCACACACUAACAGACAUCCACACACUAACAUACAUGCACACACUAACACACACACUAACAUACACACACACUAACAGACACAAACACUAACAUACACACACUAACAGACACACUAACAUACACACACUAACAGACAUCCACACACACACACACACACACUAACAUACACACACUAACACACACACAUACUAACAGACACAAACACUAACAUACACACACUAACAGACACACUAACAUACACACACUAACAGACACACUAACAUACACACACUAACAGACAUCCACACACACACACACUAACAUACAUACACACACUAACACUAACAUACAUACACAUACACACUAACAGACUUCCACACACACACACUAGUGGUUUUUUUUUUGGUUUUUUAUUUAACCCCCCCCAGCCUCCUUACCUUUGGUAAUGCUGGGGGGGUUCUUCCUCUCCCUGGGGUCCAGUGGCCGCCGAGGGAGCUCUUCCCCUGAGCGCUCUGCUCUGCUCAGCUCCCUCGCUGCCAGCAGAGUGAGGCUGGGAGCCGGGUUGAUGACGUCAUCAUCCCCGGGUCCCGGCCUCACUCUGCUGGCGGCGCGCGAGGGAGCUGAGCAGAGCGCUCAGGGGAAGAGCUCCCUCGCCGGCCGCCCGCCCAGCGCUGCAGCCACUGCCACCCAGCGCCCAGAAUGUCUGUUAGCCGCGAGGCUAACAAGACAUUUACCUUGGGCAUUUGGGGGGCGGCGUUUUUUGCCGCCCCCUGAAAAAUGCCGCCCAAGGCAAAUGCCUUGUUUGCCUCGCGGCUAAUACGCCCCUGCUCUCCUCCCCGUACCUCUCCCUGCCAUCAUGCAAUGUGUCACUGCUUGCCCUUCUUCCAUCUCUGACUGCAUGUCCUUCCACUUUCUGAAACUCAAUCUCUCUAAAACUGAACUUCUUGUCUUUCCUCCUACUAAUAUUGAUUAUCCUCUCUCACUUUCCCUUCAAGUUGAUGGAACCCACAUCAGUCCAUCCUUGCAAGCGCACUGUCUUGGCAUCAUACUUGAUUCUGGCCUCACCUUUUACCAAAUCCUGUAGAUUCCAUCUUAAAAACAUAGUCCGCAUGCGCUUCUUUCAUACGCAAGAUGCUACCAAGCAGCUUGUCCAUGCUCUAGUAAUCUCUUUCAUGGAUUAUUGUAACCCUCUCCUAAUUGGUCUUCCCAAAAGCCGUAUUGCCCUGCUACAGUCUGUAAUGAAUAUUGCUGCCAGACUGAUUUUCCUCUCUAGUCGGUCCUCUGACACCUCACCCCUCUGACAGUUUUUACAUUGACUUCCUGUAUCCUAUAGGAAUUAAUUCAAAGUACUAAUCCAUACCAAUAAAGCAUUGAACAAUUCUAUAGCCUCCUACAUCUCCUCACAGAUCCGUCAGUAUGCCCCUUCUCGAUCUCUACGCUCUGCCCAAGACCUUCACCUGUCACGCUUGCAGGACUUCUCACGGGUGGCUCCUUUCCUUAGGAAUAGCCUGUCUACCCCCAUCAGAUUCUCCCUUAGUCUUCAAUCUUUAAAAAGUGCCUUAAAACCCAUCACACUAGGAAAGCGUAUGGCCUCCCAGAUGAACCUCAACCUCACAUACCUGUCCCUUGCUCUCUCCUAAAAGGCAGCACUCUAUCUCUCCUCCAGUUUUGCUUCAUUCCUACCCUUUUUGAUUGCUAUAUCCUGUUGUAUUGUGUUUUAUACCCCACCUAUCAUUCCUGUAAGUUUUUGUAAUUAUCUUACUUAUUGUUAAAUACUCCCUCUUAUAAUAUGGUAAAGCAGUACGGAAUCUAUUGGCACUAUAUAAAUGCCAAUAAUAAUAAUUGCUCCCCACCAUUACUGUGACCAUAAUACACAGUACGUUCAUAUUAUUAUGUAAGAAAUAGGCAAUGCCAGAUGAUGCUAAACUAAUUACAUAUCACUUCUUGUUGCAGACACCGUAUCAAGAGACAGACACCACAGAAGAAUUAAUUUUUUUCUGCUAAGUAACACCUCUUUUUUUCAAGACUAAGUCAUCCAUGGCCUGUCCUUCACAAUCUAGGAAUAUCGGUAAUGAAAGAAAAGAAAAGAUGUCCAGCAAAGAAGAUGGUGACGGCCACAUGUUGGUCAAACUAUAGCAGCAAUUUGAACAUCAGAAAGACCAUGUUCUCCUAUGGUAUGUGUGUAUCUGUAUGUCUUUGCAUCCAAAUCCUGUAGAUUCCAUCUUAAAAACAUAGCCUGCAUCCGCCUCUAUCUUACGCAAGAUGCUACUAAGGACCUUGUCCUUGUCUAGUAAUCUCUCGCAUGGAUUAUUGUAACCCUCUCCUAAUUGGUCUUCCCAAAAGCCACAUUGCCCCACUACAGUCUGUAAUGAAUGUUGCUGCCAGACUGAUUUUCCUCUCCAGUCGCUCCUCUCACACCUCUCCCACAUGUCAUUCCUUACAUUGGAUUCCUGUAUCCUGUAGGAGUCAAUUCAAAGUACUAACCCAUACCUAUAAGCAUUGAACAAUUCUAUCCCCUCCUACAUCUCCUCACAGAUCCGUAGGUAUGCCCCUUCUCAAUCUCUAUGCUCUACCCAUGACCUUCUCCUGUCUGCUGCUUGCACCUGUAAGGCCAAUUUACGCUUGCAGGACUUCUCGCAGGUGGUGUAACGUUCACUAGGAAACCCUAACAUGCAGACAGGACAGAGUAGAGAGAAUUGAAAUACCGAUCCUUAGAAUGGUCAGGUUAUGCAAAAAGGGAUAGUCAAAACAUGAACCGAGGUCAAGGGAAACAAAGACAUGGAAUAACGAGAGACAAAGCCAAAUAUCAGUAACCAGGAAAUCCAAAUAACAAGUGCAAUGCUCAAUGGUAAACCAAAGACCACAACAGGGCACUGAGGCAAGGGAGAGGUUAGCUUAUAUACACACAGGGUGUGUCUGAUUGGCUAAUCUCCAAUUAGUGUUAAAUACAACACGUAGGAGGUGUUUCUUCCCUCCCUUGUGGUCUCUGAGGCCAUCACUGUGUGCCGGGUCACAUGACCGGGUGCAGCACACAUAUAAGGAAGCUGCUCUGGAGCGUGCAGUGUCAGACACACUGCCAGUCUGGAGACAGGGACCAGAUGACGUUGCUCGCUGUGAUGAGGUAAGCAAGGUCACCGCGAGCAGCGCGGGGGCAGGGGACCUGACAGGUGGCUCCUUUCCUUUGGAAUAGCCUGUCUACCACCAUCAGACUCUCCCCUACCUCACAUACAUGUCUAUUGCUCUCUCCUAAAGGGUAGCACUCUAUCUCUCCUCCAGUUUUGCUUCACUCCUACCCUUUUUGAUUGCUAUCUCCUGUCGUUUUGUGUUUUACACCCCACCUCCUAUAGACUGUAAGUUCAUUUGUGCAGGGUCCCCUUCAACAUAUCAUUCCUGUAAGUUUUUGUAAUUGUCUUACUUAUUGUUAAAUACCCCUUCUUAUAAUAUUGUAAAGCGGUACGGAAUCUAUUGGCGCUAUAUAAAUGCCAAUAAUAAUAAUAAUUGCCCCCCACCAUCACUGUGACCAUAAUAAGCUGUACAUUCUUAUUUAUAAGUAAGAAGUAGGCAAUGCCAUAUGAUGCUAAACUAAUUACAUAUCACUUCUUGUUGCAGACACCGUAUCAAGAGACAGACACCACAGAAGAAUUUUAUUUUUUCUGCUAAGUAACACCUUUUUAUUUGAAGACUAAGUCAUCCAUGGCCUGUCCUUCACAAUCUAGGGAUGCUGGGAAUUUAUCUGUGUGUCUUUGCAUCUAUAUGUAUGUCAGUGUGUGUAUCUGUAUGUGUGUCACUGUGUGUAUCUAUGUAUCUUUCUGUGUAUCUGUGAAACUGUGUGUGUCAGUGUGUGCAUCUCUGUGUCUUUCUGUGUGUCUGUGAAACUGUGUGUGUGUGUCAGUGUGUAUAUCUCUGUGUUUUUUUGUGUCUGUGAAACUGUGUGCGUGUCAUUGUGUGUAUAUCUGUGUCUUUCUGUGUGUCUGUGAAACUGUGUGUGUGUGUGUGUAUAUAUAUCUGUGUCUUUCUGUGAAACUGUGUGUGUGUCAGUGUGUGUGUAUCUAUGUGUCUUUCUCUGUGUCUGUGAAAUGGUGUGUGUGUCAGUGUAUCUAUCUAUGUGUGGGUCUGGGUAUUACACAAGUAAUCCACUGCUUUCAAAUGGCAAUAGUACAUAAAAACACACAACACUACAUACAAAUACACCCUUACAUUCACUCACACAUUCACCAUACAAAAACAUGCUUACAUUCAAACACACAAACACUGCUCAGUGCUAAAUACAACCCUGUAAGAAUGGGCAAAUGGUUGAUCCCUAGCUUGCAAAGCAUUGUGAGAGCAAAAAAAAAUUCUUGCACCAGGACCACCUCCAUAUUAGAUCUGCAUGUGGGCCUUGUGCCAACUACUGUUAUAUUGUAAAUAAAUAAAUACAAAUAUUUUUGUGUAUGUUUUGUUUUGCUAGUUCUGGCUACACAUUCUUCAUUGCACACCUGUACUGUUAUGCUAACAUAUUGUUCAUUCUACAUGGUUCAUUCUAUAUUGAAUUAAUGUUGAUAAUCUUUUGUUUAUAUGGUUUUGAAGGUUAGGGCAUUUUAUGAUAAUCUUCUCCAUUUCAGUUUGCUAGUUAGAUGACAUUACUAUUUAAUAUACUUUUGGGAUAUGCGUUACAAUUUCCGAGAUAAUUUGGUCGGGGUGAGCCAGGGGUCAGUUGCACCUGGAUGCAGGAUGUUUUUAGUUACCUAUGUGGAUGUGAUUAAAUCAGCCCUCCCUUUGCUCACCCCCUUAUAGCUUUAUAGCUGAAUAGGAGAAUGUUUCCAGAUGAGUUACAAGGAUACAUUAUGUAAUUUAGAUUUAAACCAGUUUGGAGUUAAAUCAUUGACUAUAUGAGAAUCAUGUGUCCAGGCUGGUUGUAGGUGACCUGGAGGUAGGUGGGAAUGUCCAGGCUGGGUGUAGGUGACUGGAAGGUAGGUGGGAAUAUCCAGGCUGGGUGUAGGUGACUGGAAGGUGGGUGGGGAUGUCCAGGCUGGGUGUAGGUGACCCGGAGGUGGGAAUGUCCAGGCUGGUUGUAGGUGACCUGGAGGUGGGUGGGAAUGUCCAGGCUGGUUGUAGGUGACUGGAAGGUGGGUGGGGAUGUCCAGGCUAGGUGUAGGUGACAUAGAGGUAGGUGAGAAUAUCCAGGCUGGGUGUAGGUGACUGGAAGGUGGGUGGGGAUGUACAGGUUGGGUGUAAAUGAUGGGAGAGGGAUUUAAUGAGGUGAAGGGACAUACACUGAUCAGCCACAACAUUGAUUAUAUCAUUACAAUGCCACCUGUCAAGGGGUGGGAUAUUGGGCAGCAAGUGAACAGUCAAUUCUUGAAUUUCAUGUGUUGGCAGGAGGGAAAAUGGACAAGAGAAAAGAUCUGAGGACUUUGACAAAGACCAAAAGGCUAGACAGCUGGGUCAGAGCAUCUCCAAAGGGCAAGUUUUGGGUGAUUGGGUGUUCCCGGUAUGCAGUGGUUAGUACUAACCCCAUAUGGUGCAAGGAAGGACAACCGGUGAACCAGCAUCAUGGUCAUGGGCACCCAAGGAUCAUCUCCCCAUUUUAACCUUUAGAUUGUAAGCUGACGGGCAGGGUCCUCUACCUGUUGUAUUGGUUUGUUCUUAUUAUGUUUGUCUUUUUCCCAAUCGUACAGCACUGCAGAAUAUGUUGGCGCUUUAUAAAUGCCAGUAAUAAAUAAAUAAAUUGAUGCCCGUCUGGUCCGAUCACAUAGGUGAGCUACUGAAACUCAAAUUGCUGGAAAUCGUAAUGUUGGCCACCAGAAAGGUGUCAGAACAUACAGUGCAUCACAGUUUGCUGCAUAUGAGGCUACGUAGCUGCAGACCGGUCAUGAUGUGCCCUGUCCCCAUCCAAAAGUGCUUUAGGGGACAAUUAACUAAAUAUUGUUCAAAUUAACCCAGGGUUCACCAUACCCUAAAUUAACUACAAAGAUAUAACCUAGCUAACAGUAUAGCAGGAUGGUCAGGAGAAAUAGCUUAGAGUGGGAUAAAAUGCUGAAUAGAAAUUAAAAAUAUAGAGAUAUCAAUAUAAAUACAAAUAUAGAUCAAUUAUUGGGGUAUAGCAACAUCUUAAAAUAGAAUAAAAUACAUGUCCAUUAUAUUAAAUAUUAAUACCACAAAUUAAAAUGAAUUGAAAUUAAUAUUUAAGUCCAGAAAGUCCACAAAAUAUUAGGGCAAAAUGGAGCCUCUUAGGAUAAAUAGAACCUGAAUAUAAUGGCCAGAUGGUUAAUGCCACAAAAGCAUUGUAAAUCCAGGCUCACAUUAAACUAUCACAUAACAUAUUAUCUAUACCUUGAGGCCGGGAGGAGGGAGGAGAGCUUGUCUUUUUAUAUUUAUUUUUAGCCCAAGCAUCACCCUUGAUGAAGGCUAUUCAGGCCGAAACAUUGGGGGCUUCUGGUGUCAUUUUAUCACAAUGUAUCUACACAAGGAGGUAAAACACUUAGUACAGGAGUUUUUUAUAUUUAUUUUUCAGUCAUUUAUUACAUGUAUUGAUUUAACACACAGACAUUAUACUCUGCAUCCUUCUGUAUAUAUAGACUAUACUGAGGAAUUUAUAACUUACUGCUUCCAUAUCCCUGUGAUUUGUACAUAUAUGUGUCUAUAUAUCAAUUUGGAUUUUAAUAAAAUUAUGGUACGAUUUAAAGUUUAUUUUUAUUUAAGAAAUUGGGUGGGCAGUUGGUCUUUGUAUAUAGUUUAAUGUUAGCCUGAAUUUACCGGAGCGAUCUGGGUCUCUAUAACUCACCCACAGAGCUACCAGCUCAAUAUGCUCAUUACUGCGGAGGUUUAGCGUUAGUGUCAGUAUCUGUUCAGUAUUACCAGGAAGGUCCAUUUAGCAGGUCCAAUAACAGAUUGUGAUGGUGUCCGUAUCUGUCCAGUAUUUCCAGGAAGGUCCAUUUAGCAGAUCCAAUAAUGGAUUGUGAUGGUGUCCGUAUCUGUCCAGUAUUGUGAUGGUGUCCGUAUCUGUCCAGUAUUUCCAAGAAGGUCCAUUUAGCAGAUCCAAUAACGGAUUGUGAUGGUGUCCGUAUCUGUCCAGUAUUUCCAGGAAGGUCCAUUGAGCAGAUCAAAUAACGGCCUGUGAUGGUGUCCUCUGUCCAGUAUUUCCAGGAAGGUCCAUUUAGCAGAUCCAAUAACGGCCUGUGAUGGUGUCCGUAUCUGUCCAGUAUUUCCAGGAAGGUCCAUUUAGCAGAUCCAAUAACGGCCUGUGAUGGUGUCCGCAUCUGUCCAGUAUUUCCAGGUAUGUCCAUUUAGCAGAUCCAAUAACGUAUUGUGAUGGUGUCCGUAUCUGUCCAGUAUUUCCAGGAAGGUCCAUUUAGCAGAGCCUCCCAUAGCGGGUAAUGAUGGUGAACGAUACCGGAUGCCAGUUACAUGGGGGGAAUCAUGGCGGCCAGUUUAGGAGAGGCAGUCAGGCGGCUUGGCCCACUAUCUCCUGUCGGGGGUUUAUCGGGAGUUUAUUGGGGGUCUCUGAGGUUGUGGAGUAAGAUUUUGGUGGUUGCCAAUGCUGUGAUGAUUCGGUGAUUUCCCCGACCUGCUGUUUAGCUGGAGAGCAUUGCCGUCUGCUCUGACAUUAUGGCCGUCCCAGCGGCGAUCCCAUCGUACAUUGUACGUGCAGCAUUGAGUACAUUUCUCUAUUUCACUUGGCUUUGGUUCCUCUGGGGCCUGCUGUGGGUUAGCAGCGAUGGGGUGGUGGCUUCAUUAAUUCAUGUUGUCAUGGUAACCAUUACAUGUGGGCACUGUGUCAGCCACUGGUAUAGUUUAAAUAAAUAAAACAUUGUGUGUGCUGCCGCCAUUUUGUUCUCCUCCCUCCAUAUUGUCUGCUGUCUGCCUUCUGCCGGACUGAUUUCACUGAUGGAUUGUGGGUAAAUCUGCAACUGAAAUGGAAUGCUGUUUAAGCUCCGCCCAUCACCAACAUUUACCAAAGAUCCCGCCGCCAUCAGAAAAAAUAAUCCCUUCUAAUGUGUAAAUAAAAAAACUACGGUGAAUUAAAAAUAAACAAAAGCACAGAAAAUACAGAGACUGACAAUGAUUGAUUUAAUAACCAAGAAAGCAAAAGGAUGCACAACACAAAUAAAUAGUCAUGUGUCAUUAUUUAAAGAGACAGCACAUGUAAAACAACCAUAACAACAUACAUACAAAGUCUAUACAAUAAAGUGAGCAGGGCUUUCUCACACUGGGGUUGUUUCUGACACGUGUCCAGCUCUGAUUGGCUUAAUGGAAGUUAUUAUCAGUAUUGUCCUUCUGAUUUAGUCUUGGUCAGAUUUUUGGAAAUAUUUUGUACACUGUCAUAACGGUUAGCUGCUGUCUCUUUAAAUGAUUAAUAAUACAGAUUAAGGAACAGCUCACACAUAAAAAUACAGUUUUCAAUUUUAGAAAGUCACCUAAAUUACCAAACAAAUAUGGGGAUUCAGUUCCACCAUACGGCCAUAUUGUGUUACACCCACCACUACGUCACAGUAUUUUAAUAUCGGUGGGUCCUACACUAAUAUAUAAAUAUAAUGCUAAAUUAAUGGGAUAAAAAAAAACACAAUUCAAAAAAACAGAGCAGGAGUAGCCAAAAAAAAAAGUUUCUACCAUGACUCUCAGCUCCCUGUUGGAUGGGGAUCCUGAGACUUAUAAAACUGGAAUUAGAAAAUAUUAGUUUCUCCAUUACUGACUGGUUCAAAAACGUAUUUAAACUUUUUCCACAGAUUUAACUAUUAUGAUUUCUGAAAACGAGUGCAGAAUUAGCCAGAGAAGUAAAUCUAAAAAUGAUUCGAUUUACUUAUCCUAUCUUUGAAAAUCCCUUGUAAGCCAAUGGGUUUCAUCUAUUUCGGCAUUUAUAGAUCACAUAUUGCAAUGAGCACAUUCGUGUUUCAAUUUUAGAAUUUUUCAAAUUUUGGUAAUAAGUUACUAUAAUGUAAGUAGCAAUCACGUUGACCAAAACUUCCCCACAAAAUGAUAUAAUACAGUAUGAAAUGUGAAAUCCAAAUAAUGCCACUUUAUCCACUAAAAUCUGUCAUAUUGUCUUGUAAUAGUUUAUGUUUGUGUGUUUUUCACACAUAAUUUACGUUGGGAGACAAAUUAUUGUUAGUUAUGAAAAUUCAAUGGUAUAAGCAUGUCUAGAGGGGACCGCCCCUCACUCAUAAUGAUUUGCUAAAUCUUCCGAGAGAUCGCUGAUUUAUAUCACAAAUUCAAAUUACUGCACAGAUGCAUAAUAUUGUGUCGUUUUGGGUUAUUAUUGCAGUACAGGGCACAGUAAUAGCAUGGGGUAUAGUGAACUCUGUGCAGUAAUCCUAUGUCAUUAAAUUACUGAAUCGGGAUUUAAGGUUAGGGAGUUUAGAAAGUACUUUGUUUAAAACCCAGUAAACUACAAUUAUACAGCUGGCUACCACAAUAAAAAUACCAGCUUUCAAUAUGGUUUGAACUGUAUCCUGUCUGAGAGUGAUGGGAGUUAUACUCCACAUCUUCUUUAUAACCGGCUUGUAAUUAAUGACAAUGUGCACGGUAACUAACAAUUAGACUUGGGCAUGGGAGACAUUUUUGUUUUUAUUGGUUUAGACAGGGAGCACAGAACUGGUUGUUAGCAGAGUAAGGUUGGCAGCACAGCUAAUGCCCCUCUAGGUGAAGCCUUUGUGGCAUGCCUCAAAUUCUGCAGGUUUCCACACAUCACCAACGCUAUCAGACACUACGAAAUCCUCGAUUGGUCCUGAGAAUUUAAGGUUAAAAACACCAGUAACAUUGUAGCUCAAAUGAAGUUUGAUUAAAGACCCAAACUGAUCAACAGUCAGCCCUGAAAAACAUAUAUUUGUGAAAAAAUUAAUAAUAAAUGUCAUUUUUGGAUUUAAUCUGGAUGUAUGUGUGAUGUUUGUGUCUAUCUGUGUCUAUAUUAUUAUUAUUAUUAUUUUAUUAUUUAUAUAGUGCCAUCAAAUUUAUAUCACUGGAUGUAUUUAUAUGUUUGUUUAUGUGGCCAGGAGGCAUGUAUGUGCUUGUAUGUGCGUGUGUGUGUGUGUGUGCAAGUGUGCGUGUCUGUGUGUGUUUGUGUGUGUCUGUGUGUGUGUGUUUGUGUGUGUCUGUGUGUGCGUGUGUGUCUGUGUGUGUGUGCGUGUGUGUCUGUGUGUGUGCUUGUAUGUGUAUGUGUGUGUGUGUGUGUGUACUUGGGUAUCACUAUUUUGGGAGCACCCAUGAAGGGUUUAAUGUAAAAUAAAAAAAACAACAAAAGUUAGGGUGUGUUGUUAGUAUAUAGCAGAUAAUUACUGGCAAAACACAACUUUCAUAGCACAGACUGAAGGGACCCGCACAGUGUCUUUAUUAUUUAGAGAUUGAUUGAUUCAUUAAUUGAAUGAAAAUAACUCAGUCACAUCUCCCUGUCACCCUUAUAGAGCAGGAGUAUCCAAAAAAGGUUUCUACCAUGACUCCUAGUUCACUGUUGGAUGGGGAUCCUGAGACUUAUAAAACUGGGAUAAGAUAAUAUUAGUUUCUCCAUUACUGACUGGUUCAUAUCUCCAUAUAUGGUCAGGUGUAGUGACAUCGUAAACACUCUGACAUCAUCCGAUGAAACAAUCAAUGUCAAACUCACCUACCCUCAGAGUGACUGGACACCUUGCGAGUGGACAGUGGCUACUGCAUUGCUUGAGUGAGAUUUGCAAUAAUUUAUUUAUUGUUACUAAUAUUAAUUAGCUGAUUGCUAAAUAUAUUUGUGAAUUUGAAAGCAAUAGAUUCAUACAGUAUAAUAUAAGCAUGAAGAGAACAAGAAAGCGUUCUCAUAAGAAAACUGAGGUAAGUCAGGAAAAUUCUGACGAAUUUAAAAACAAAUAUAGAAAACUUAGUAACGGCUCAAAAGAGCACGAACAGCAGAUAUCUCCUGGAGAUUCCAGGAGAAAGAGAAGUAGGAGCUGCAAUGAGCAGGACAUUGAGAGAGGGAGAGAUCCCAAAAGACGGCUCCUUGCUGAGGAACGCAUCAGAUAUCAAGGUCAGAAAAGAUACAGGACCUCUAGUCAUGAUGAAGAGGAGCAGCUUAUGCAGAAAAGACCAAAGCUCUCCUCAUCUCCAAAACUGGAUCAGAAAAGUGAGAGAAAGUCUGCUGUAAAGAGCGAUCAGACAUCUCCACCCAGAAAGCAAGCCCUGAAACGAAGCAGGGAAUACGAUCAUGGGGAGCAGCUCAUGCAGAAAAGACCAAAGCUCUCCUCCUCACCAAAACUGGGUCAGAAAAGUGAGAGAAAAUCUGCUGGAAAAAGCAGUCAGACAUCUCCACCCAGAAAACAAGCCCUGAAAAGAAGCAGUGAAUAUGAUGAGGAGGAGAAGGAACAAGUUAGGCAGAAAAAGAUAAAGAUCUCCUCUGGAAAGCAGGAAGAGGAGAAAAGAGAUGAAGAGGAGAUAGGAGAGAAAAAGUGCUUUAAGAAAGAAAACAAGUCAACGAGCGACGAUGAAUGUGUGGCAGGUAAGAUGAACCUACAAGCUUUUAAAGAGAUUGGUCAAUUUAAAAUAUAAGAGAUUUUUCCCUCAAUUGACCAUACUCUGAACCCAUUCACUGUCUCUCUUUAAUCACUAUCUCCCGUACUUCGGUGACCAUGAGUGUUCAGGUGAUGGUUUUUUAAACUAUAAUGGUACAGACCAAUAUUUCAAGACCUUUGAUAUAUCUAGAAUAUUUAUCCAUCCAUUAGGAAUUAGCCAAUGAUAUUCAUGGCUAAUGUACCACAAACUAUAAAGUCUUUUUAAUGAAAUGGUCCAUGAUGUGAUAUUUACAAACAAUAUUAUUAUUUCAUAUAACUGGGUGGGAUCGGAAGAUUUGUAGGGUGAAUCAGGGGUACUAGAGAAAUUAAGUUGGUUCCUGUGUUUAUGUUGAAGUGGAGACUAAUAUUAUGUGUUCAUUCUUUAAGGAGUAAGUGGACAGUCUGUGGUUGAACCAAAGAAGUCACUGCCUCUGUCAUUCACCGGUUACAGAUUCCACAAAGUGCUGGGACAGGGGAGUUAUGGAAAGGUGAGUCAACGAGCAAUGUAUACACCUUAUUUAAUACAUCUAUUGAUUUAGUAGGGAACGAUUAUAACUCUCAUAAUCAUCAUUAUCUUCCUAUAACAAUUAGUUGAGAUUAACUUUCUUGUAAAUCAGUGUAUCAUCCAUGAAUGUGGAAAACAUAUUAACAUCUGCAAAGUAUUUAGAACAUUUUAUUGAGACUCCAAAAAUAAUCGACAGGACUCUUCUAUUAUGGGAUGUUUAACAUGGCUUAUUAUACUAACAGUUCUAUUAAAUCUUCUCAAAUUAUUUUUAUUAAACAAUUAUUGAAAAACAUAUUGAUAACAAUAUGGAACAAAAAUCUAAGAAAAGUAAACAAUCGAGUUAUGAAUAAUGAAAAGCAGGUGAGGGGAAAACAUAAAUAAAAGAAGGUGAUAGGUUUCAUCCAUAGAUACAUGAAAUACAAUUCUAAAAGUUGCACAAAAUACUAUGUGGAGUUCUAUUGAAUCUUUGUAUCUUUCUCUAAACUCUGAUUAUUCACAUUAGAAUUACAGACAUAGGUCUGAAUUUAAUAUUUGGGUAAGCUUUUCAAAUGAUCACAAUCUCUUUGCAAAUUAUUCAUCUACUGAAGUCAUAACAGGCUAUAGGAAAAUACACAUUUAUAAACAUUUAUAUAUAUCAUUAUGAUUGUCAUUCUGUUUAUCAAAUAUAAAGGGACUUUAAAUGACUUUUAGUUAGGGAAGAUUUUACAUGUGCGGGAGGUCGUUCUGUGUGUGUAUAUAUAUGUAUAUAUAUAUAUAUAUAUCCCUAUAUAUUUGUAUUAGGUAGACUCAGCUAGUGUAUAUAUAUGUAUAUAUUAUAGAAGUAGGUCAGCAGCUAAAGUAUAUAUAUGAUAUAUGGGUUUUAUAGAGAAGCUCUUAAAAAUAUAUAUCCCUGAUAUAGGGUGCGUCUGGAGGUCCCAGAGAGCCAGUAUAUAUCCUGAUAUAUAUCAAUGAUGGUCCCCAAGCUAUUGUAUACAAAUCGAUAUAAAAGUUCACAAGGGUUCAGUUUAUAAUAUAUAUAUGAUAUAGAUCAUAUCUAGGUCCCCCAGCUAAUGAUUAAAUCAGCAUAUAGGGGUUCUCUUAGGUUCCAGAGGGUUAUAUAUCUCUUAUACUGUCAGGGUACCUAUUUGGAAAAGUUUUUUGCAGUUUUUAUGUUAGGCAAAAGAUAAUUGGGGUGAAUAUCAAAAAAAUAUUUGAAAAGUGAAUAUUUUUGGUGUGUAUUUUAAUUUGUUUUUUGUUUAUUUUAAUUUUGUGUGUUAGGUGUGUUCCAAAGUCAUUUACAGCUGUUAUUUUCAACUUAGUUUGUUUUUUUAUCCAUUUAUACCUUGUAAACCAAUAUAACAUCAAACAUCAACAAAUAUACAUUUCUACAUUCAAAAAAACAAAAACAAAUCGUGACCAAUACCACCUUUCUUUGCAAACACUCAAAAGCCUGCCAUCCAUGGAUUGUAGGUUUUGAUCUGUUCCAUCAACAACAACACAGACCACAGCCUCCCAGACACUGUCAGAGAGGUACUUUUUUCCCUUGUCAUCAUUGUCAUUUACAGGUUCUCACCAAACCAUUCAGAACAAGGCAGCCAAUGUCAUUUUUCUCUUUUUACCCUUUUCAAAACAAACGCUGGGAGUAGUUGGCUGUUGAUCCACCUUUCAUUGCCUUUUUGAAGGAUGCUGUGGAUGUUCCACUGCUUGAAGAAGGUGUCUUCCAGGAACUGGAAGGACUGGGAGUUGAGCUUGACUCCACCUCAACCGAAAAGGCCCCACAAGCUCAUUUGAUGAUACCAGCCCAAACCAGUACUCCACCUCCACCUUGCUGGCGCCUGAGUCGGACUGGAGCUCUCUGCCCUUUACCAAUCCAGCCACGGGCCCAUCCAUCUGGCCCAUCAAGACUCACUCUCAUUUCAUCAGUCCAUAAAACCUUAGAAAAGUCAGUCUUGAGAUAUUUCUUGGCCCAGUCUUGACGUUUCAGCUUGUGUGUCUUGUUCAGUGGUGGUCGUCUUUCAGCCUUUCUUACCUUGGCCAUGUCUCUGAGUAUUGCACACCUUGUGCUUUUGGGCACUCCAGUGAUGUUGCAGCUCUGAAAUAUGGCCAAACUGGUGGCAAGUGGCAUCGUGGCAGCUGCACGCUUGACUUUUCUCAGUUCAUGGGCAGUUAUUUUGCGCCUUGGUUUUUCCACACGCUUCUUGCGACCCUGUUGACUAUUUUGAAUGAAACGCUUGAUUGUUCGAUGAUCACGCUUCAGAAGCUUUGCAAUUUUAACAGUGCUGCAUCCCUCUGCAAGAUAUCUCACUAUUUUUGACUUUUCUGAGCCUGUCAAGUCCUUCUUUUGACCCAUUUUGCCAAAGGAAAGGAAGUUGCCUAAUAAUUAUGCACACCUGAUAUAGGGUGUUGAUGUCAUUAGACCACACCCCUUCUCAUUACAGAGAUGCACAUCACCUAAUAUGCUUAAUUGGUAGUAGGCUUUCGAGCCUAUACAGCUUGGAGUAAGACAACAUGCAUAAAGAGGAUGAUGUGGUCAAAAUACUCAUUUGCCUAAUAAUUCUGCACUCCCUGUAUAGUGUUCUCAGGUUGGUCCCAGAGCUAUGUAUAUAUAUCCCUUAUAUAGGGUUCUCAGGUUGAUCCCAGAGCUGUGUAUAUAUAUCCCUGAUAUAGGGUUUUCAGGUAGGUCCCAGAGCUAUGUAUAUAUAUCCCUAAAAUAGUGUUCUCAGGUAGGUACCAGAGCUGUGUAUAUAAAUCCCUGAUAUAGGGUUCUCAGGUAGGUCCCAGAGCUAUGUAUAUAUAUAUCCCUGAUAUAGGGUUCUCAGGUAGGUCCCAGAGCUCUGUAUAUAUAUCCCUGAUAUACGGUUCUCAGGUAGGUCCCAGAGCUAUGAAUAUAUAUCCCUGAUAUAGGGUUCACAGGUAGAUCCCAGAGAUAUGUAUAUAUAUCCCUGAUAUAGGGUUCACAGAUAGGUCCCAGAGCUAUGUAUAUAUAUCCCUGAAAUAGGGUUCUCAGGUAGGUCCCAGAGCUAUGUAUAAAUAUCCCUGAUAUAGGGUUCUCAGGUAGGUCCCAGAGCUAUGUAUAUAUAUCUCUGAUAUAGUGUUCUCAGGUUGGUCCCAGAGCUAUGUAUAUAUAUCCCUUAUAUAGGGUUCUCAGGUUGAUCCCAGAGCUGUGUAUAUAUAUCCCUGAUAUAGGGUUUUCAGGUAGGUCCCAGAGCUAUGUAUAUAUAUCUCUGAUAUAGUGUUCUUGGGUUGGUCCCAGAGCUGUGUAUAUAUAUCCCUGAUAUAGGGUUCUCAGGUAGGUCCCAGAGCUAUGUAUAUAUAUCUCUAAAAUAGGGUUCUUAGGUAGGUACCAGAGCUGUGUAUAUAAAUCCCUGAUAUAUGGUUCUCAGGUAGGUCCCAGAGCUGUGUGUAUAUAUAUAUCCCUAUAAUAGGGUUCUCAGGUAGGUCCCAGAGCUAUGUAUAUAUAUCCCUGAUAUACGGUUCUCAGGUAGGUCCCAGAGCUAUGUAUAUCAGGUUCUCAGGUUGGUCCCAGAGCUAUCUAUAUCCCUGAUAUAGGGUUCUCAGGUAGGUCCCAGAGCUAUGUAUAUAUAUCCCUGAUAUAGGGUUCUCAGGUAGGUACCAGAGCUGUGUAUAUAUAUCCCUGAUAUAGGGUUCUCAGGUAGGUCCCAGAGCUGUGUGUAUAUAUAUAUCCCUAUAAUAGGGUUCUCAGGUAGGUCCCAGAGCUGUGUAUAUAUAUCCCUGAUAUUGGGUUCUCAGGUAGGUCCCAGAGCUAUGUAUAUCAGGUUCUCAGGUUGGUCCCAGAGCUAUCUAUAUCCCUGAUAUAGGAUUCUCAGGUAGGUCCCAGAGCUAUGUAUAUAUAUCCCUGAUAUAGGGUUCUCAGGUAGGUACCAGAGCUGUGUAUAUAUAUCCCUGAUAUAGGGUUCUCAGGUAGGUCCCAGAGCUGUGUGUAUAUAUAUCCCUAUUAUAGGGUUCUCAGGUAGGUCCCAGAGCUAUGUAUAUAUAUCCCUGAUAUAGGGUUCUCAGGUAGGUCCCAGAGCUGUGUAUAUCGGGUUCUCAGGUUGGUCCCAGAGCUAUCAAUAUCCCUGAUAGGGUUUUCAGGUAGGUCCCAGAGCUAUGUAUAUAUAUCCCUGAUAUAGGGUUCUCAGGUAGGUCCCAGAGAUCUGUAUAUAUAUCCCUGAUAUAGGGUUCUCAGGUAGGUCCCAGAGAUCUGUAUAUAUAUCCCUGAUAUAGGGUUCUCAGGUAGGUCCCAGAGCUAUGUAUAUAUAUCCCUGAUAUAGGGUUCUCAGGUAGGUCCCAGAGCUCUGUAUAUAUAUCCCUGAUAUAGGGUUCUCAGGUAGGUCCCAGAGCUAUGAAUAUAUAUCCCUGAUAUAGGGUUCUCAGGUAGGUCCCAGAGCUAUGAAUAUAUAUCCCUGAUAUAGGGUUCUCAGGUAGGUUCCAGAGCUAUGUACCGUAUAUACUCGAGUAUAAGCCGAGUUUUUCAGCACAUUUUUUGUGCUGAAAAACCCCAACUCGGCUUAUACUCGAGUGAGUGUCUGUAUUAUGGCAAUUUACAUUAAUUUACAUUGCCAUAAUACAGACUGGGGGCUGGCAGAGCUGUUACUUACCUCUCCUGCAGCUCCUGUCAGCUCUCUCCUCCUCCGCGCCGGUCCGUCAGCACCUCGGUCAGCUCCCAGUGUAAGUCUUGCGAGAGCCGCGGGGUCAUAGUGCGGCUCUCGCGAGACUUACAGUGUGAGCUGACAGAAGAGCUGCACGGACCGGCGCGGAGGAGGAGAGAGCUGACAGGAGCUGCAGGAGAGGUAAGUAACAGCUCUGCCAGCCCCCCUCCUCCCCCCACUGAACUGCCAAUGCCACUGGACCACCAGGGAAGGAGAGCCCCCCUCCCUGCCAUGUAUCAAGCAGGGAGGGGGGACAAAAAAUAAAUAAAUAAUAAUAUAUAAAUAUAAAUAAUAAUAAUAAUAAAAAAUAAAAAUAAAUUUUUUUUAUAAAAAUGCCCACCCCCCCACCAAGGCUCUGCAACACAAACACACACUGCAUCACACACACACACACACACACACACUGCACUCAUACACACACACUGCACUCAUACACACACACUGCAUUCAUACAAACACUGCACUCAUACACACACACUGCACUCAUACACACACACUGCACACUCAUACACACACUGCAUUCAUACACACACUGCAUUCAUACACACACUGCACUCAUACACACACUGCAUUCAUACACACACACUGCAUUCAUCAUAUACACACACUGUAAAUAAAUAUUCAAUUAAUAUAAUUUUUUUAGGAUCUAAUUUUAUUUAGAAAUUUACCAGUAGCUGCUGCAUUUCCCACCCUAGUCAACUACUCGAGUCAAUACGUUUUCCCAGUUUUUUGGGGUAAAAUUAGGGGCCUCGGCUUAUAUUCGGGUCGGCUUAUACUCGAGUAUAUACGGUAUAUUUAUUCUUUAUGUAGGUUUGUUUCAGGUAGGUUCCCAAGCUCUGUAUAGACAUCCCUCAGGUGGUGUUGAAGUGAUGUUACCACGUGAUAUCUGUAAUAUGUCCCCACUGAAUGAAGUUUUAAAUCACAAAGUAGCUAAAAUUUCCCAUUUCGUUUGUGAUAUUGUGGCUGAUACGAGGCUCUCUCCUCUCUCUAUGUGAUGCUCAGGUUGUGCUAGCUUCCACCAAGGACACAGGUCAGGUUGUUGCAAUUAAAGUAAUAAAGAAAGAUAAAGUUAAGGAAAGGACCAUUCAGAAGGAGGAGCGGAUACUGCAAAUGGCGAGCGGCAGUCCAUUCCUAUGUCAGGGACUCGCUGCCUUCCAGACCCAGGUAAGAAACGCUGUCCAUAAUGUUUCCUUAUUUCUAUAUAUUUCUAUACGGCUGAUUGUGUUCUGUUAUUAUUAUUACAAUAUAUAUAUUAACUGGAUAUAUGUUAUCUCUCUUGUGAAACAGAAGGAAGCCUCCCUGGUCAUGGAGCACGUACCAGGGGGCAGUCUCCGUUCUUACAUGGCUGGAAAGGAAUGUCUGCCCAUGGGGGAAGCAAGGUGAGUCGUUAAAAGCUCUAGCAGGUAGGAGGAAGGAGUGAGUUUAACACACGAUACAGGAAUGUAAGGAUAUAUACAUAUACCCUCAAUAGUAGGACUAUUAAUGGAGAUCCAUCAGGGGUACAGACUGGGUUAACAGUAAUGUACUAAACCAGAAUUCCUCCUUCAAUAUCAGCCAGACAAUGGGCAAUACAAGAAACCCAGCUCUGAUCCUAUUCUAUGCUCGUGUCCUAUUUAUUCUUUCUUUCUCUCUCUUCCCUCCCUUUUUUCCCCUCCUCCUCAGUGGUAUCUCACUCACUAGCUGAGGACGGAGAAUCUUACAUCCCUCUGGAAUACGUGAUGGCUUAAAUGGUUGACGAGUUGGAUAAUCGGUUGAUAUCAUGGAUUCCAUCUGAUGAUAUCGUAUAUUACUAUGCUUUCCAUGGUACUUCCUGCUAGGAAAGUUACUAUUGACAUGCAUGCCCAAACACCCAUCUUUCGAUAUACAGAGGCAACUUAGAACUUUUUAGAUGUUUUCCUUAUUAAUAACUCAUUCCGUGUCUGUCUGAGGCAUUACUGCACGUGUACACAUAAUUCUACCUGCUUUGUUCGAUUUAAAAAUAAAAAUAAAGAUUGUCUAAAACAAACAAAAAAAGAAACUCAGGACUAGCAGUGGGAUACGUUCUGUACUGACUGACGGCAGAUCGGGAGCCACUAGGGGUCAGCUGACCUGCCGCAGCGCUAAGCUGACUUCAGGGUGGAUCUCCUUCUACACACUUGAAAUACAAAUUGCUAUGACCAUGGAUCUUCGUAAUAAAUUCAUAUGUUUAUAGAUUAUUGAUUUGUACAUCUAACAAAUUGGAGGGGACUUGAAGAAUCAUAGAGCAGCUUGUGCUUUAUGGCAGAGAACCGAGAAGGGUUCAAUGGAUAAUAUAUCAAGGGACAGUCAUGUUCCAAAUUAAAACACUGAUGGUUUUAAUAACAAUAUUAAUGGUAAUAAAGUAAACUCUAAUCUCCCAAGGACAGGUCCUGUUUAGUUUAAAAUGAAAAUGUUAUGUUCAUAUUGGUCGCAGUGUUUAGCAUGAUGUAUAGAUACUCGUACCUUGCCCAGGUAUAUUUUAUUAUUUUAUUUACUAUUAAUGUUUGGGGGAGAUUGCUUUAUAUUCUUUAUAUUCUGUUUUCCAGGUUCUUUUCAUCAAACCUUGUUUGUGGGAUCCAGUACCUCCAUUCCCGGGGGAUCCUUCAUCGGUCAGUAUUAGCGUUAGUUUAUUCAGUAAGCGGUAACUUACUCUAACAAGAAAUAAUGUGUUUAUAUCUCUGCUCUGUCCUAUAUCUCACCUUUAUAUCUGUCUUCAUCAUUUAGGGAUCUGAAGCCAGAUAAUAUUCUCCUGGGUGCCAACGGCUAUCUCAAAAUAGCUGACUUUGGUCUCUCAGCAGAAAAUAUCUUUACAGAUACAACAACCAGAGGACAAGCUGGCACACUGCUUUACAUGGCGCCAGAGGUUAGUUAGAGGGUGUGGUUACGUGGAAUGUAGGGGGAGGAGUUACGAGGAGUGGUAUAAGAGCAAUGCAGUAGCUAAAGGGGUGUAUAACGAGCAGUAGAAGGAUGACUAACACGAGCUGGGUAUAAGGGCAGUAUCGGAGUAUUAAUGGAUGCACUGACAAGAACGCUAUUGGACUAGCCUAAUAAUAAAAAGAUGGGUAAUGUAUGAAGAUCUCUAGAAUGUGAUAGGUUUGGUACAUUUAAUACCAUAUUUAAUAAAAUUGCAUAUCUUAUGGGUUUUGCCAGGUACUCAGCAACAAACUGUACGGCCAAUCAGCAGACUGGUGGUCAUUUGGCGUAAUUCUCUGCCGCAUGAUCACCGGAAAGUUCCCAUUUAAUAACAAGCUCAGCCGACAGGAGUACAUCAAGGAAGUAUUAAACACUGACCCACGUUACCCCACCUGGCUGUGCAGCAAUCCUACAGACCUCCUGGACAAGGUAAGGUGAUAGAGAAUGUGCCGGUUAAGGUUUUAAUUGGAUGUAAUGAUAGGGGAUGUAAAGAAACAUUAAAGAAAAUACUGGUGGAGAUAUGGGUGGGGGGGGGGGUGUUACUGGGAAUCGAUACUAGUUAUAUUUCUUGGAGUAUGUACUAAACAGGUUAAAGAACCAACUGGAAUAGUGAAAGUAACUUGUGUUCCGUGCUGAGAAGCUUCAGUAUUCCACAUUCAUGGCUGUCGCCCCCUUUUGCACGGGUUUGAUAGCGGCAUGGAGUGCUGGGGUGUUUAUCUAAUGCCUGAAAUGAUUUAAAUCCUGAUGUUUAAUGGGUUAAUACUAACAUUUAAUAAUGAUGGCAGAUAAAAACACUGACAUUUAAUUUACAAUACGUAAUCCUAUUUAUUAAGGGUAAGAGUGGACUGGAGUGUCCUAGUGGGAGAGGUAACAUAAAAAGAAGAGGGGAAAAAAGCAGAGGGAAGCCAUACCUUUUAAUAAUCCUAGGGGAAAAACAAUAGUGUGGAAAAGUAUCAGAACCCUAAAACAGGACAAGGUGAGAGACAACUAGUUAUUAAUAUUAUCAGCGUAUAUAAUUGCGUACACGGAUACCCGUAGAAAUCCCCAAAAAUCUGCUUUUUCCCCCUCUUCUUUUUAUGUUAACUCUCCCACUAGGACACUCCAGUCCACUCUUAUCUUUACUUUGUACAUUGUGUGUUAUUCCCCAGAUUUAGGGAGAGUAACAGUGGGCAUCCUUUGGCACUGCUCCAUUGGUCCCUCAUUGUUUUGGGACUUCUGGAUCAGAGCCUAUUUUCUUCUUUUCAUUUAUUAAUCCUAUUUAUUACUCUCUGCCUGCAACCGACAGACAGAUCAUGCAGCCAUUUUAUGUUCCGGACAACACAAGAGGAAAUCUAAAUUAAAAAAAACAUUAUUUACAAAAAAUUUAAUUUGCUGAUCAGUCAUAUAAUCGAGAUUUUAGUUAAUGUAACACAUUUACCACAAACUUUUCCUAAGCACUGCCUCAUCUGAGGUUUGUUAGAAGGUUAAAAUGGCGUCCUCCAUCAGAGGUGAUUGGUUUUGAAUGCAUUAAAGUUUGUACAUCAAAGUGUUACAGUUCAGAGAUAUAAAGUAAAUUAUACUCAGUGUAUGCUCUCUCUCUUACUAGCUCCUGGAUAAGGAUCCUAAUGCACGUGCUGUGGCAGGAAGGAACAUUCGGGGGCACCCCUUCUACACAAACAUUAAUUGGGAAGAUCUAGAGAGGGGCAAAGUGACCUGUCCAUUCUUGUCAUUGCUGGUAAGUACACAAAUAAUCAGUAUUUACAAACUGAGGAAAGAUUAUAAAGAAUAAUAAUUCCACCACAACAGCAUGAAAACCGAUUCCUUGAUCCACCAGUAAUCAUAUCCAAGAGAAGGGUUCCAUUUAAAAAGAAUUUUAUAUAUUUAUUUAUUUAUUAAUUGCUAACCCUGUUGAUCAUGUUCUACUUCUUCAAACUCUUCAAUCACUCUGUGUCUCUGUGACACUGUCCUCUCGUGUUUUUCCUCCUAUCUGUCCCAAUGCUCAUUCAGUGUCUCCUUUUCUAAUGACACCUCCUCCCUUCGUCCUGUCUCGAUUGGAGUCACCCAAGGCUCUGUCCUUGAUCCCCUUCUAUUUUCUUUUUAUACUGCAUCUCUUGGCAAACUUAUUACCUCAUUUGGAUUCCACUACCACCUGUACGCCGAUGACACCAAGAUAUAUCUCUCCUCCCCGUACCUCUCCCCUGCCAUCCUGCAAUGUGUCACUGCUUGCCCUUCUUCCAUCGCUGACUGCAUGUCCUUCCACUUUCUGAAACUCAAUCUCUCUAAAACUGAACUUCUUGUCUUUCCUCCUACUAAUAUUGAUUAUCCUCUCUCGCUUUCCCUUCAAGUUGAUGGAACCCACAUCAGUCCAUCCUUGCAAGCGCACUGUCUUGGCAUCAUACUUGAUUCUGGCCUCACCUUUGAGUCUCACAUCCAGUCUUUUACCAAAUCCUGUAGAUUCCAUCUUAAAAACAUAGUCCGCAUGCGCUUCUUUUUUAUGCAAGAUGCUACCAAGCAGCUUGUCCAUGCUCUAGUGAUCUCUCGCUUGGAUUAUUGUAACCCUCUCCUAAUUGGUCUUCCCAAAAGCCGUAUUGCCCUGCUACAGUCUGUAAUGAAUAUUGCUGCCAGACUGAUUUUCCUUUCCAGUUGGUCCUCUCACACCUCACCCCUCUGCCAGUCUUUACAUUGACUUCCUGUAUCCUAUAGGAAUCAAUUCAAAGUACUAAUCCAUACCUAUAAAGCAUUGAACAAUUUUAUCCCCUCCUACAUCUCCUCACAGAUCCGUAGGUAUGCCCCUUCUCGAUCUCUACGCUCUGCCCAUGACCUUCUCCUGUCUGCUGCUUGCACCUUUAACGCCAAUUCACGCUUGCAGGACUUCUCACGGAUGGCUCUUUUCCUUAGGAAUAGCCUGCCUACCCCCAUCAGACUCUCCUUUAGUCUUCAAUCUUUAAAAAGUGCCUUAAAACCCAUCACUUUAGGAAAGCGUAUGGCCUCCCAGAUGAACCUCUACCUCACAUACCUGUCCCUUGCUCUCUCCUAAAAAGCAGCACUCUAUCUCUCCUCCAGUUUUGCUUCACUCCUACUCUUUUUGAUUGCUAUAUCCUGUCAUAUUGUGUUUUAUACCCCACCUCCUAUAGACUGUAAGCUUGUUUGUGCAGUGUUCUCUUCAACCUAUCAUUCCUGUAAGUUUUUGUAAUUGUCUUACUUAUUGUUAAAUACCCCCCUUAUAAUAUUGUAAAGCGAUACAGAAUCUAUUGGCACUAUAUAAAUGCCAAUAAUAAUAAUUGCUCCCCACCAUCACUGUGACCAUAAUAAACAGUACAUUGUUAUUUAUAUGUAAGAAGUAGGCAAUGCCAUAUGAUGCUAAACUAAUUACAUAUCAUUUCUUGUUGCAGACACCGUAUCAAGAGACAGACACCACAGAAGAAUUAAUUUUUUUCUGCUAAGUAACACCUCUUUUUUUCAAGACUAAGUCAUCCAUGGCCUGUCCUUCACAAUCUAGGAAUGUCGGUAAUGAAAGAAAAGAAAAGAUGUCCAGCAAAGAAGAUGGUGAUGGCCACAUGUUGGUCAAACUAUAG
Pelobates cultripes (western spadefoot toad) is the source of this 31874-nucleotide messenger RNA. NCBI's taxonomy places the organism in Eukaryota, Metazoa, Chordata, Amphibia, Anura, Pelobatidae. The record is from the annotation of a GenBank genome assembly.